AUGACGCCAGUUGAGGAAUGGCUUACAGUUGGGCGGUUAGAUGCGUCUUUGGCGCUUCUGACCACCAAAAACCAUCAUGUCAUUGAAUUUCCCACGAUGCUGCUCCCAGACAACAUCAAGGCUGGCACCAUCGUCAAAAUUCAGGUAAGCGAAGAUCAAGAGCUGGAAAAACAAGAGUUGAAACAGUUUGAACUUUUGCAAGACGAGAUUUUGGAAAAAUACGGCACUCACAGACCCCAAACUCCCGUGCUGAGAAGCAUAAACGUCACACAAACAAGUGGGGUUCUAGGAUGGGAUCCCAUAGAGCUGGGAUCCUCUCAAUUGAAGUCUCUGGUACUUUACAAGGACGGUCUAAGGUCUUUGAUGAUACCCAACCCUUUCAAAACAACCGCUACGAAAAUUUCGGGGCUGUCGGUGGACAGUGAAUACACUUUCCAGCUCAAGCUCAGUACCACCUCUGGAGACCUUUGGUCUGAAAAAAUCGUCCUACAUACACAUAAAAUGACCGAUAUGUCAGGAAUCACAGCUUGUUUGGGUGCACUUGAGGGUGUUGAAAAUGUCACCAAAAGUCAUAUCGAGGCGUGCCUGCAGAACAUUGGGGCCAAACCCUUACAAUCCCGCGUCUCCAUCGACACCACACAUUUCAUUUCCAAUGACAAAGAAAGUGAUGAUGUCGAGUUUCAGAAAGCUCAGCAAAGCAAUAUACCCAUUGUGAGACCAGAGUGGGUGCGGGCUUGUGAACUGGAGAGAAGAAUCGUCGGUGUUCGAGGAUUUUAUCUAGACGCCGAUCCCAGCAAUAUCGAAGGCUAUAGGUUCACGAAGCUACCUUCGGAAACCUCGCAGCCACAUUCUAAUGACCAGCAGAAAAAUUCAUCCAUCCCAGAACAGCCUGAAGGUACUUCUGCUCAGGGAGAGCCUUCUCAGAGGGAUCUUUCAACGCAAUCAACUGGGAUGUCGAACGCUUCGAUUAAAAGCGGUCUAGAGGCCUCACCCUCUCAGACUGGCAAAUCAGAAGUCAUUGCGUCAGAUGUCUCAGAGACGCCGCUGCCCUCUGAUGUGGAAAAGCCACUACCAAUAGAGGAAACUACACCAGCAGAAGCACCAGAGAAUUUGGAUGCCGUCGAACAGGAACAAGGUUUGGAAUCGAAGGAUGCAACAGAAGAUACUGUGGAGAUAGAAGAGAAAGCUGAGAAGUCAAAUGACUACCAGACCGAAGUCAACGAGGCAGAAGACUCACUUGAAGGUUCUUCCAAACUUCCCGAAGAGCCUAAAUCGCUAAAUGUAGACUCAGAGUUGCAAAAUGGUGUAACAUCCGAUAAUACUCACCACGAUGAGGAAGUCGUAGGUGAAGGUGAAGUAACAACAGAUGAGCCAGCGGAAACCUCUGAGAUCAUCAAACAGGCAGAUGGACCUGAAGACGCACACAUCGCAGAGCAAGAAAGGGAGAAUGAAGCUACUAAGAUCACGAUAAAUGCUGAGACUUCACCUCAACCGCAGCCGGUCGAGGAAGAGAUAGUUACAGGACCGUCUGAGACGCUCCAAGCCGAGCCCUCUGUCGAACUUUCCGACGAAAAGGGCGAGUCGCGUGACGUUGAAGCUGCACAUAACAUCGAGCCAGAGGAGCCCGACAGUUUGCUGAAUACAAAUCAAGAGGGAAGCGUAACAGCAGCUGUCGAAUUCAAUGGGGCUUCAGAUCUGGAUCAAGAGGCAUCGAUUUCAAGCCCUGUCGAGCCACCUGCCGACAUCACUAGCGUUGAACCUCCUGCUACUGUGGUAAUCACCGAGCCAUCUGCAGAAGUAGACCAAGAUACUAGUGCACAGGAGGUCGCGGUUGAAAGCACGCCGGAGAUCGGAAAUGAUACUGCGGCAGAAGUCGCCAACGGUGCUCCGCUUGCGAUUGAAAAGAAAAAGAACAAGAAGAAUAAGAAAAAGGGCAAGAAGUAG
This is a messenger RNA of Lachancea meyersii CBS 8951, 1944 nucleotides long. NCBI's taxonomy places the organism in Eukaryota, Fungi, Ascomycota, Saccharomycetes, Saccharomycetales, Saccharomycetaceae. The record is from the annotation of a GenBank genome assembly.